AUGUCUUCGAGCUCAUCGACGUCAAGGAAUCAGCUACAAGUCACUCAUGUUCCAGUCGCUGUGUUGGAAGAUAACAAACUGGGAGGCGAUUCUGGAAUUGUCAAAACAGUAUGGUUGAGGAAAUGUAGCUUCUUUGAAUGGAAAGAUGAAGAACAGGCAGACGGGAUUGCUGAAGUGGAGUUUCUGCUGUCACAGGAGCAGUAUAAGGUGGCAAAGAGUGAGAAAGAAGUUCAUGAUGCAAUGAAGGCAAUAGGCAGGUACAGGAUGAUAGUUGCCCUGUUGGUUGGUUGCUUGGACCUAUGUGUUUUGAAGUUAGGGGGGUCAAUGUAG
Molecule: messenger RNA, 330 nt
Organism: Lactuca saligna
Lineage: Eukaryota; Viridiplantae; Streptophyta; Magnoliopsida; Asterales; Asteraceae
Source: the annotation of a GenBank genome assembly